Drosophila nasuta is the source of this 1302-nucleotide messenger RNA. RefSeq lists its product as uncharacterized. The transcript has a single exon. NCBI's taxonomy places the organism in Eukaryota, Metazoa, Arthropoda, Insecta, Diptera, Drosophilidae. The record is from RefSeq and is a predicted model, not a curated record. The coding region runs from base 151 to 1209 and encodes 352 amino acids.
GCUAAAACUCUGAUUUAGAAUAAACAAAAUACUGCCAGUGUUUGAGACUUUACAUUUAUUUUGAAAAAAAACUCAACUUGCUAAAUUAAUUGCCCAACUUUUAUUAAACGCAACUAAAUUGAAAUUGACUGUGGUCAUUUAUUUUCCACUAUGCAAAGAGGCGCUUGGCCAAAAAAGCCAAUGACAACGUCCAGCACUCUGCAUCCUGGCGAUGCUGCUGACGCAAAGAAUCCCAAAAAAUGUGGAAUCCUGCAAAGCACACGUUGUCGCUCCUACAGAGAGCAGCUGCGGAGCACGCAGCGAAUGAAUAUUAUACAUGGUUUCUUGGUCCUCGCGGCAGCAGCGACAGUGCUGGGAGUGCUAUUCUUUCACGGCAUGGAGCCGGCAUUCGGCAGUGAGAUGACUCAGUUGCCACUUGAAGGUGUCACGCUGCAGUCGCUAUGGCUUGGAGUUGUUGGUUUGCUGGGACUGAGUGGCAAGCUGGAGUCUGAGCAGGAAGAUACAAUGCGUGCCUUCUACUGCGAGCAGCAGCUAGACACGAAAAGAAUCUUUCGCCAGAUUGCCAGGCAGGUGCUCAACCAGGAGCAUGCUCUGGCUCGCUUGGAGCGACUCGUCCAGAGUCCAAGGAACUUUAAGGCUGUGGCGCUGCUUGGGCCACCGGGAGUGGGCAAGAGUUUGACGGCCAUGGGACUGAGACAACAGUUCCCCUGGCAGGAGAACGUCCACACCUAUUCGUGGAGCACGUAUGUGCCAGAUGGAGUCAAGAAAUUUCACCUGAUUCGCAACUUUAUGGAUCUUCUAAAGGAUUGUGGACAAAACCUGAUCAUCAUCGACAAUCUCUCCGCCUGCGAUUAUGGCAUCGUGCCUAUUUACAACAAGGUGUUGCAGGAACGAGAGGGCGAUCUCAAUGCGGCAGCUAACCAGACUGUGCUUGUCGUAUACAUCUUCGAUCUGGAGAUGGAAUUCUACUGGCAACAGUAUGAGCUGCUGCAUCAGCUGCCCGUUGAUGUGACUAUUGUAAACUAUCAACCCUUUGGACGCCAAGAGUUAUCGGAUUGCCUGCACCAAGAGAUGCGCCUCGAGCAGCGCACUUUAGAUAAGCGAAGAGUCUUCCAAAUUCUAGAUGAUGCUAUGAUGAAUGUCCAGUGCAAUGGCUGCAAGGGACUGCGUGAAAGUGUACUUCAAUAUGGUCAACACAAUGAUAGAUAAUAGAUAAUAGAUAAUAGAUAAUAGAUAAUAGAUAAUAGAUAAUAGAUAAUAGAUAAUAGAUAAUAGAUAAUAGAUAAUAGAUAAUAGAUAAUA